CACUCACUCACUCUUUUUUGUUCACUGACUCAUGAACAACCCAAGUCUAAUUUCCUUGAAUAAAAACAAACAAAAAGAAUAAAUAAAAGAGUUUCUAGGCAGCGAAAUAACGUGCAAAUGCAAGUAAAAUGGGUAAUCAAUUGGUUGGCAUUGCACCAUCGCAGAUCUAUGCAGUGGAACACUACUUUUCAGGCCAGUUUGGCAACGAAAUCAUUUUCAACUCGAAUAUGGGCAGUACGCGUUUCUUCAAAGUAGCCAAAGCAAAGACAGAGGAAGGUUUAAUUGUUGUUAAGGUGUUUGUCAAACAUGACCCAACGUUGCCAUUGGAAGAUCACAAGGAGCGCCUGGAGAGCAUCAAGAAAUCUUUAACGCUUGCAAAUGCCGUUAACUGUUUGCCCUUUCAACGAGUGGAGCUCAUCGACAAGGCGGCCUAUAUAAUGCGGGAGUAUGUGAAGCACAGUCUGUACGAUCGGGUAUCCACUCGACCCUUUCUCACUGUGCUGGAGAAGAAGUGGAUUACUUUUCAGAUUCUCUGUGCCCUUAAUCAGUGUCACAAGCAAAAGAUCUGUCAUGGUGAUAUCAAGCUGGAGAACAUAUUAAUCACUUCUUGGAACUGGAUUUUGUUAUCAGAUUUUGCUUCGUUCAAGCCCACAUAUUUGCCAGAAGAUAACCCGGCUGAUUACACAUAUUUCUUUGAUACGAGUAGACGUCGAACUUGUUACAUUGCCCCUGAACGCUUUGUCAAGACUCUGUCCGCUGAAGAUGAUCCCAAUAAUGGUAAUAUGUCCGUAAUUCAUUCGGAUUCUAUAAUACGUGUACCACCGUCAUAUGCGGGCAAUACUUUGAUUCCUGCCAUGGAUAUAUUUUCAGCUGGUUGUGCAUUGCUAGAGCUCUGGACAGAAGGCACAGCUCCAUUUGAGCUCUCACAACUGCUCGCUUAUAGAGCUGGUGAUCGCGAGCUGGUGAAGAAACAUUUGGCUGGCAUUGAGAACGAACGUCUACGGAAUCUGCUGGCCUCGAUGAUUGACAUUGAUUCGCUAAAUCGAAAGAGCGCUGAGGAUUAUUUGGAUCAGGAGCGUAAAAAACUAUUUCCCGAAUACUUUUACUCAUUUCUCAUUUCAUAUUUGCAAAUGUUCUCAUCGACGCCAAUAAUGUCGGCCGAUGCUAAGAUACAAUGGUUAAACAAGGACAUUGGGCAUUGCAUUAAGGUGCUGACACAGGCAGGGGACUUAACACCCAGCGAGGAGGACGAGUCCAAGCAGAAUCAAGAGAAAAGGGAUCCGGUUAGAUGCGAGCGUCUGCCUCCAGAGGAAGAUGGACUCAUACUUAUCAUCACAGUGGUCACCUCUUGCAUCAGAGGUCUGAAGCAAUCCAAUACGAAAAUCGCUGCGUUGCAACUGCUGGAAAAGCUGUCGAAAUAUACCACAUCUGAGACUAUACUGGAUCGCAUAUUGCCAUACAUUCUUUAUCUGGCGAAUAAAUCACCGGCUAAGGUGCAAGUUCAGGCAAUUGAAACGUUGACCGCUUGCCUGAACAUGGUCAAGGACAUUCCCCGGAGCGAUGCCAAUGUUUUUCCCGAGUAUAUACUAACGUUCAUCACCGAUCUAACCACCGAUACAUGUGCUGUAAUUGUACGCGUGGCAAUUGCCCGGAAUAUUGCAGCGUUGGUCAAGUGCGCCGUUUACUUUCUAGAGGAGACGCAGCGAAAUGCACCCAACGAAAUGCCCACGUUGCGUUACGAGGCGGAACUGAAUGCUCUACAUGAUACUGUACGUCAGGCGGUCUUGAGUUUACUCACGGAUACGCAGCCGAUUGUGAAGCAGACGCUCAUGGAGUCGGGUAUUUGCGAUUUGUGUGCCUUCUUUGGCAAGGAGAAGGCCAACGAUGUGAUACUCUCUCACAUUAUGACUUUCCUCAAUGACGACGAUAAGAAUCUGCGAGGAGCAUUUUAUGAUAAUAUUGCUGGCGUUGCGGGCUACGUUGGCUGGCAGGCAUCGGAUAUAUUGGUGCCGCUGCUGCUGCAAGGAUUCACAGAUCGGGAGGAGUUUGUUAUUGCAAAGGCCAUACGUGCUGUUACCAUACUAAUCGAGUUGGGUCACAUUCGGAAGCCCACUGUAACGGAGAUUGUGCAUGAAACCGCCUGCUAUUUGUGCCAUCCAAAUUUGUGGAUACGCCAUGAGAUUUGUGGCAUGAUUGCAACAACGGCACGCAAUUUGAGCGCUAUUGAUGUGCAGUGUAAGAUAAUGCCCGCCAUACGAGGAUACUUGAAGUCGCCGCUCAUCCAAGUGGAGAAACCUCACAUUCUGCUUGAUUGCUUGAUGCCCCCGAUUCCCAGACAGAUAUAUGACAGCGUGCUUCGGUUCCAGGAUAUUCAUCCAUUUUUUGGCGCGCUGGAAGAACGUGUACGCUUCCGCAUCAGCACACGCGGCGGUGGUCAACCUGCUCAGCCUGAGGACAUGGGUCAAACCCUACGCAAUCUCUUCCGACGCCUCACUUCGGAUGGAUUGACCGAUUCCAUUGAGAUGCAACUUUUCGCUAUGAAUCCGUUUUUGAUACCUCUCCAUUAUAAAGCCAUGCAAGAUCAGGAUGAUCCAGCUAUGGCCAAUGGACGCAUUGUGAUCAGCCGCAAACAGGUGGCCUGCCAUGAAUAUCCGCUGGCAGAUAAGACAACCAAGUUGCCCCUGGAUAAUCGAUCUAAUGAUGCUCCCACUAUGGUGUCGCCUGCUUCGGAUGCAGCUGUCACUCCACACAUUGUUUUAGCCGCGGGAUCUUCAGGCAGUCCCUCCUCCGGAGUCAUGGUGCUUGGCGUGCCGACAACAACAGUGAGCACUGCCACUUCUUUGGGAGAGUAUACUAUGCCGGAUCGCAACUAUUCACUGGAUCGUUCAUCAGAAUGUUGCAAGGACUUGGAGACAUUAACCCUGAAGAUAAAGCGCCGUUAUAAUGUGCUCGCUCUCUCGCAGCGUGGCAACUAUGACAAGUUGGUGACGCCGUAUCCGUCUAAUUGGCGUCUCAAUGGAACGCUGGUUGCGCAUCUUCACGAGCAUUCCGAGUCGGUGAUUAAGCUGGCGCCACUGCGGCCAGAUGGUUCGUUGUUUGCCAGUGGCAGCAUCGACGGCACCGUGAGAUUGUGGGACUGCAGCAAGCUGAAUGGCAACCAUGGCAUCAAUAAGUCCCGUCAGGUGUAUUCCGCCCAUACUCCCAUUUAUGCGCUGGCCGCUUGCGAUGCUGGACAAUCGCUGGCAGUUGGCGGCAAGGAUGGCAGCUUAUUGAUAAUGCGCAUCGAUCGCAAUUCCACAAAGAUGACGCUGCAACAGGCAUUGGAUCAGAAUGAGUACAAUGAUGGACCCGUCGUGGAUAUGCAUGCCUAUGACCAGGCGGCACAGAACGUCAUCGUCUACGCAACGCUCUACGGCGGCAUUGUGGCCUGGGACACACGGAUGCAGCACAGCGCUUGGAGGUUGCAGAAUGAACUACGUCAUGGUGUCAUCACUACCAUCUGUGCAGAUCCAACGGGAUCUUGGCUGGCCACGGGAACCAGUGGGGGCAAGCACAUCUGCUGGGAUUUGCGUUUCCGGCUACCCAUAACUGAGAUUAAACAUCCGGCGGACUCGUGGAUUCGAAAGGUCGCCUGUCAUCCCACAGAACCUUCCUAUUUGAUCUCUGCCUCGCAGUCCAACAAUGAGGUGUCCGUUUGGAACAUCGAGACGGGACAACGACAGACGGUUCUUUGGGCCAGCUCAGCGCCUGUUCUGACCAACACCAGUCUGAACGAUCCAGCUACCUCUUGUGGUAUUCUGAGUGGCGUUGUCGAUGGUUCUCCGUUUAUUCUGACAGGAAGCUCGGAUCAGCGCAUCCGUUACUGGGAUAUAGGAUCGCCAAAGAACUCGUCAUUGAAGGUGCCUGCGGCAAAUGAUAAUUUGACAAAUCUAACCUUUAACUACAGCUAUCGCCUCAUUGACGGCAGCCAGGUGAUUGAGGAGCAAAUCAUUCCCAAAAGCAGUGUAGGCGAUUCGCAGCAGUUGCAAAAUUCUACUGAAGAAAGUCCCAGAUCGGGACCGGAUAUGCCCAAAGCAACUCAUCAUGACGCUAUAACCGAUCUGCUCAUGUGCAAGGAUAAGGGUCAAAUUUAUGUAGCGUCGGCAUCACGCGAUGGUGUUAUCAAGCUUUGGAAGUAGCACCUAAUUUUAUUCGUUAUAUCUGUGAUUAGUCAAAUUAAAUAUUCAUAACUUUA
This is a messenger RNA of Drosophila innubila, 4234 nucleotides long. It is a transcript of the gene Vps15, whose product is annotated as phosphoinositide 3-kinase regulatory subunit 4. The record is from RefSeq and is a predicted model, not a curated record. Gene Ontology annotation, molecular function: ATP binding; protein binding; protein serine/threonine kinase activity. Bases 129 to 4178 code for a protein of 1349 amino acids. NCBI's taxonomy places the organism in Eukaryota, Metazoa, Arthropoda, Insecta, Diptera, Drosophilidae. The transcript is spliced from 9 exons. Gene Ontology annotation, biological process: macroautophagy; protein phosphorylation; late endosome to vacuole transport. Gene Ontology annotation, cellular component: nucleus-vacuole junction; late endosome; phosphatidylinositol 3-kinase complex, class III, type I.